Molecule: messenger RNA, 1794 nt
Organism: Wallemia mellicola CBS 633.66
Lineage: Eukaryota; Fungi; Basidiomycota; Wallemiomycetes; Wallemiales; Wallemiaceae
Exons: 2
Coding region: 46-1794 (582 amino acids)
Source: RefSeq, a predicted model, not a curated record
AGAACGUUAUUGUCUUUCUACAAAUAAAAAUAUAAUAAAAUAUAUAUGGAUGACAGAGCAAACGUACGGGCUUUAGCUGUUGAUAAACUACGCAGAGCAGCUUCUCUACCACGUAGAGGUACAAGCAUAUCUAAGAACACUCACAACCAACCUUCAGUACAACAACGAGAGCAGUCUCUGAGCGAAAGCACUCAAGAUCAAGAAUCCACUCAACUCACUCAUCCCACUCAUCCCACUCAUCCCACUCAGCCCACUCAACCCAUCCAAGAUAGACCUUCUUCACCCGCUUCUACAACAGUAUACGAACCUGUAGAGGAAUACCACGAUUCAGAUUACGACAGCGAAGGUAACAACCUACUUAAAGACACUAGAGAAACCGGUCAGCAAGUUCAAGUACGACAUGGAAACGACACAGUCACCUUCUCUAUAAUGGAGAAUACACCGAGAACUCAACUCGAGCGUUUAAGCCGUCAGGAGAGGGCUUUGUUAACUUUAUCACAAUUACAACAUCAAUUAUUGUCUAAACAUGGGAAUUCCCUUCUAAAUAGAUCAAACUCCGCUACUGCGAGAGUUAACGCUUUCAAUAAGCUAGUAGGCACUGGUCAACUUAACAACCUUCUCAAUCAACGUCCUCCCUCGAGAUUAUUACGCUCAAAUACAGUCACUGGUGCAGUAGGUGGCAGAGGUUCACGGGAUGAUGCACGCCAAGCAGCUAGAGCUAAUAUGCUUAAGAGACUUGGUAGUAGAAGGGAACUCAAGAAUGAUCCGCCAACACAAAUCAAAAGACGGAGCUCAUUGGGUGAUAUAUCUAAAUUUGAUAGCAUACUAAAUACUCAACCACAAAUUUUGGAUACUAAUUUGUUAUUAGUACCACCAACUCCUGGUAGAGCUAGAAAAUCAAGUUUAGAAUCAAAUAAUUCAUUUGGUACACCAUCAUCAGCUGAAAAUGGUGAUAAAUUUGAGUAUGAAAGGAUGUUAAACACUUCUACUCGUUCAAUUGAUAUAAAUUCAUCUCAUUCUGAAGUCGAAAGUGAUGAUGAUAAUGAAAGUAUUAUCUAUGAGGAAGUUAUUGAAGAUAAUGAUGCGCUUUCUAGCAAAGAAGCUAACAGACGUAGAAGACAAGUUCAUUUCACACCUUCUGCAUAUAUAGAUGAGUUGCGUAAGACUCUUGGACCGGAUAGAUUGGCACAGUUACUCGGACCACAAUUUGUGGAUGAAUUUGGAAUAAAUACCAAUGAAGAAGAAAAUAAGGAAGAAAUUCUAAAUACUAAUGAUUUGGAUUUAGUUGUCGAUAAUCAAAUCGAUGAAGAUAUACCAUUAACUGAACAAAUUGAUAUUAGAGAAUCGAACUAUCUUGCUACUAGUAACAGAAAGACACGAGAGUCAAUGUUUAAACCACAACCUCAAAUACAUAUGGCUACGUACUCAACUGAGAAUGCAGGAUCACAGGCUCAGUUGGCUAGAUCGAUGACGACACUAGCUAAAACUAACAAUACGGAGCAAACUGGGAAGCACAAGAAAAUUAAAUCACAAAGGUCAUUUGGAUCGUUUAGAUUAUUAAAGAAUAAACCGUCUAUACAAUCGAACAAGGAGUUCUAUGAUAGUGAUCCAAAGUUAUCACCUUUCCCAGCUCUAAGGUUCCAAGAUAAUGGCAAUCAACAAGGCGUUGAUCAAGAGCCUAUUAAAGAGUUGAGAAAAGAGGCUAGCCCACGUCGCAGCGGAUCAAAGCUAGAAAGGAAGACGUCCAAGAUGGGACAGAAGCUGAAGAGGUUAUUCUCUGUGAGGAGAGAGUAA